AUGGAGGACUUUGAUAAGGGCAAGAAAAUCUUUGUGCAGGUGUGCCCAAUGCCACACUGUCAAGAAGGAGGGCAAGAACAAGACCAACCUCAAUCUGAGCUGGUUCUUUGGCUGCAAGACUGGUCAGUCUCCCAGAUUCUCUUACACAGAUACCAACAAAAACAAAGGUAUCACCUGGGGAGAAUAUAUGUUGAUGGAAUACUUGGAAAACCCCAAGAAGUAUAUCCCAGCAAAAAGAUAAUCUUCCCUGGCAUUAAGAAGAAGGCAGAGAGGGACGACUUGAUAGUACAUGUUAAUAAGGCCAUGAAUGAGUAA
This is a messenger RNA of Dromiciops gliroides (monito del monte), 315 nucleotides long. RefSeq names its product cytochrome c-like. Gene Ontology annotation, molecular function: electron transfer activity; heme binding. The coding region runs from base 1 to 315 and encodes 104 amino acids. Lineage: Eukaryota; Metazoa; Chordata; Mammalia; Microbiotheria; Microbiotheriidae. The record is from RefSeq and is a predicted model, not a curated record. The transcript has a single exon.